CGCGCGCGGCCGUGACAUGGGAGCGCAGGCAUGGGCUGGCGCGCCGUGCACACGCCGCACAUCGCCGCCGGCUUGCUGCUGCUGCUGCUCGCGCACUUGCCAGUAACGUGCCACCAGGAACACCAGGAUGCAGUGCACAUCACCGCGAUCCUGGGCGAGAGCGUCGUGUUCAACUGCCAGGUGGACUUCCCCGAGGAUGUCCCCGUGCCGUACGUGUUGCAGUGGGAGAAGAAGGUAGGCGAAACGGGACAGGACAUCCCGAUCUACAUCUGGUACGAGAGCUACCCGACGCACAGCGGGGAGGGCUACGAGGGCCGAGUGUCGCGCGUGGCGGAGGACUCGCCCUACGGCGCGGCUAGCCUCAACCUCACCAACAUUAGGGAGUCGGACCAGGGCUGGUACGAGUGUAAGGUGGUCUUCCUCAACCGGUCACCGAACCAGCACAAAAAUGGCACCUGGUUCCACCUGGACGUGCACGCGCCACCGCGCUUCUCCAUCACACCGGAAGACAUUAUAUACGUUAAUUUAGGGGACGCGAUAAUCCUGAACUGCCAGGCCGAGGGCACGCCCACGCCCGAGAUCCUAUGGUACAAGGACGCGAACCCCGUGGAGCCGUCCGGCACCGUGGGCAUCUUCAACGACGGCACGGAGCUGCGCAUCAGCAACAUCCGCCACGAGGACAUCGGCGACUACACGUGCAUCGCGAGGAACGGCGAGGGCCAGGUGUCGCACACGGCCAGGGUCAUCAUAGCCGGCGGGGCGGUCAUCACGAUGCCACCAACGAACCAGACGAAGCUAGAAGGCGAGAAAGUGCAGUUCUCCUGCGAGGCCAAAGCCCUGCCCGGGAACGUGACAGUGAAGUGGUUCCGCGAGGGCGCGCCCGUGGCCGAGGUGGCGGCGCUCGAGACCCGCGUCACUAUUCGGAGGGACGGAGCGCUUGUCAUCAACCCUGUGGCGGCUGACGAUUCUGGCCAGUACCUCUGCGAGGUGUCCAAUGGCAUUGGUGAUCCGCAGAGCGCGUCCGCGUACCUCAAUGUAGAAUACCCAGCAAAAGUGACGUUCACGCCAACAGUCCAAUACCUGCCCUUCCGCCUGGCGGGCGUGGUGCAGUGCUACAUCAAGGCCAACCCCCCUCUCCAGUACGUGACGUGGACCAAGGACAAGCGCCUCCUGGAGCCCUACCAGACCAAGGACAUCGUGAUCAUGAACAAUGGCUCGCUGCUGUUCACGCGCGUCAACCAGAAUCAUCAGGGCAGAUAUACUUGCACGCCUUAUAACGCGCAGGGCACGCAGGGCUCUUCAGGACCGAUGGAAGUACUAGUGCGGAAGCCACCAGCGUUUACAGUAGAGCCAGAACCAUUGUACCAAAGAAAGGUGGGCGAGAGUGUGGAGAUGCACUGCGAGGCGCAGGAGGCGGAGGGUACGCAGCGGCCGACGGUGGCGUGGCGGCGGCGCGACGGGCUGCCGCUGCAGAAGUCGCGAGUGCGCGCUCUGGGCGGCAACAUCACCAUCGACACCCUGCGGCGGCAGGACUUCGGCAUCUACCAGUGCGUCGCGGCUAACGAGGUGGCCACAAUCACCGCGGACACCCAGCUGGUGAUCGAGGGCACGCAGCCGCACGCGCCGUACAACGUGACCGGCACGGCCACGGAGUUCCAGGUGACGCUUCGCUGGCAGCCCGGGUACGCGGGCGGGCCCGACUACAAGCAGGACUACACCAUCUGGCACCGCGAGGCCGGCUUCUCCGAGUGGACCAAGGUGCCCGUCACCCCGUCCGGCGCUACCACGGUAACGAUAAACCGCCUACAACCAGGAACGACAUACGAAUUCCAAGUGAACAGCAAGAACACGAUCGGAGAAGGAAUGAUGAGCAAGGCGAUCACUAUUCGGACGCUCGAUGUGGGCGCGAAGCCGAAGCCGGCGGCGACGCCGGCGGGCCCGCCCGACGAGAAGGUGUUCCCCACCGCACCCGAGGCUACCGGUCCAAAAUCGGGUCCACCCCGCAACCUGACCGUGACAGAGGUCCACAACGGGUUCCUCAUCACGUGGCAGGCGCCGCUGGAGCGCGCGUCGCUCGUGCAGUACUACACCAUCAAGUACCGCACCGAUGCGCACUGGAAGACCCUGAACCGCGGCCAGAUCCGCCCUGAGGAGACCAGCUACCUCGUUAAAAACCUAGUGGGCGGUCGCACAUAUUACUUCCGCGUGCUAGCCAACUCGGCAUCCAGCUUCGAAAGCUCCGAAGAGGUGAAGUUCCCAGUCCCGGCCCGCGUGAAGCACAAGGCCAUCACCGCGGGGGUGGUCGGUGGUAUCCUGUUCUUCAUCGUGGCCAUCAUCCUGUCGGUGUGCGCGGUGAAGAUCUGCAACAAGCGCAAGCGGCGCAAGCAGGAGAAAGAAAUCAUCCGCUUACAGCAUACAACAUGGUAGCGGCGCGACUCACGGAUCUGCGCGCCCAUGACAGCACUCAAGUGCCUUUUAAGAAAUUUAGUGAACGCGGAAUAUCGAGUUUAGUGCAGUGUUUGCGGCUGACGGCCAACUGGGUGUGGCCGGCGUCGCGCUGCGGGCGCGGGUCGCGCGGCUACUGGGCGCCGUCGCUCGGCUCGCUGCCCCCCUCCGCGCCCG
Molecule: messenger RNA, 2622 nt
Organism: Cydia fagiglandana
Lineage: Eukaryota; Metazoa; Arthropoda; Insecta; Lepidoptera; Tortricidae
Gene: tutl
Product: protein turtle
Exons: 16
Coding region: 31-2427 (798 amino acids)
Biological process (GO): cell-cell adhesion
Molecular function (GO): protein binding
Source: RefSeq, a predicted model, not a curated record